This is a messenger RNA of Suillus clintonianus, 1512 nucleotides long. RefSeq lists its product as uncharacterized. Lineage: Eukaryota; Fungi; Basidiomycota; Agaricomycetes; Boletales; Suillaceae. The record is from RefSeq and is a predicted model, not a curated record. The coding region runs from base 316 to 1230 and encodes 304 amino acids. The transcript has 11 exons.
CGGAACAGUGCUUUUUCCCCCGAGGGAUGAGUUGUGGCUCUGUCACUAUCAGAUCCCCAGGCUGUGCCAAGGUGAUCAAAUGUCUACAUAGGAUCAAUCCAUCACCCCGAUUCCCCUGACCGCAGAGUCCCUGGCGAAUGUUAUCGUAGAAAAGAUCCGAUUCCCGCUGUCUUUUUGAGCAUAGUGCGUCUGGAUUCUGGUCGGGUUCCACGGUAGGGGGGAUAGGUAUAUAACAGUGCAUGAAUGAAUUUCGGAGCCGCCUUUUCACAUCUCCUACCUCACGAUCCCCCACCUAAAGUGAUUCUGUAGAUCAAAAUGGAAGCUGAGCUAUCCAUAAUUUUUGACGAUAUUCGCAUCCUUCAGAUGGGGAGGAUGUUUCAAUUGGCAGCAACAAUCGUUGUCUUGUACGAUCAUGUGCUCUGCUCUCAGAGAGAGAGAAGAUCGAAGUCUCUAGUGACAUAUCUUUACUUUAUUAACCGCUACGUUGGGGAUGCCAUCUCGAUAUGUCGCAUUCUAUUCCACUUCCAAUCUUAUGGACCUUUUGUGUCAGUAUGGGCUACACAAACGAUCAUGCAACUACGGAUUUACGCCAUGUAUCGCAAGUCCAAGAAAAUUCUGGCCCUCACAGGAGUCUGCUUUAUCCUUGAGAUUGCAGCCAUUUGCACGGUGCUGGCGCUGAAUUUCGAUGGGUCCUUGACAUAUACCAAUGACCCCAUACCUGGACUUCUCCGAAUGUGCGCGACGUCGACUAUCAAUAAAAGCUUUACGGCCAUCUACAUGCCUAUAUUUUCUUUCGAGCUUCUACUUUUUGCCCUUGCCAUAUCUGUUGUCUUCAAGCACAUGAAGAACACCCAAACUGUUGCUGGGAAGAGAAUUCACAACACGAUGGCGACGCUGGUCAGGUACAACUCGAUCUACUUCUUUGUCGAAAUGGCCGGAUGUGGGAUUGCCACCGGGUUGUAUCUCGGUCUUCCGUCAAUUUACCUGGAGAUCACGAAUUCAGCCCUCAUUGCAACUACGAUCAUCCUUGGGAGCCGGCUCGUGCUGGGCACACGUAAUUUCUAUACUGACCCAUCCGAAGAUUAUACCAACAUGAGCCACGGGACCAAUGGUCUGAACCCUAGCUUCACCCAACCUUCAUCAUAUGGGCCAUUCUCCAGUCAUAUGGAGAUGUCGGUUAUGAGUAUCAGCAAGGGAUACCAUCUGGAUACAAGUGACGACGCGGUAUAAAGAGUUUGUUGCUUGUUCCCUUAAUGCUCGUGCCCAUGUGCCGUCUGCAAACUUACCCUACCAUUCCAACAACGUAGAGCAAUUAUUUCAAAAAUGUACCAAUAUUUCAUCAAUUGUUGCAGCUGUUUGCUUACGACAAGUAUUAAUAUUCAUAGUGCACUUUACUCCCUGGCCGACGCAUAGUACUUGUUCGCCGUCAUCUUUGCUGGGCCUGCUGGCAGUCCUCAGCUCCAAGCUACCCAUACCCACAAUACAUAUUUCAAUACCAUCACCUUCACGCCA